Messenger RNA from Lolium rigidum, 1290 nucleotides. Its product is annotated as tudor domain-containing protein 3. Lineage: Eukaryota; Viridiplantae; Streptophyta; Magnoliopsida; Poales; Poaceae. The coding region runs from base 1 to 1290 and encodes 429 amino acids. The transcript is spliced from 7 exons. The record is from RefSeq and is a predicted model, not a curated record. Gene Ontology annotation, cellular component: nucleus.
AUGGACGAGAAGUUCACUCCGCCGGCGACGAUGGCGGCGGAAGCGCCCAGCUCAUCGGCCUCCCCCGAAGAGGAGAUGCUCCUGCGCUCCCUCUCCGCGCGCGGCUGGCACUUCCGUGACACAGCGGACGAGUCCAUCCAGGCCCUCCUCCACGCCUCCCCCUCCCCGUCGCCGGAGGCCGUGGAGGCUGAGCUCCUCGACACGGACCUGAGGCUCUUCGGUGGAAAGACCCUUCCCGACCGCGCGGCCGCCACCUCGGGGAAGCGGCUCUCUUAUCUCCACGGCCCCAUCGUCCUGCAGGUAGUUUCUGUAAGAGAUAUAUAUAGCAGCAACGUUGAUGCUUCCUUUAAGAACCCGCAGCAACGGCGCCUUCUCCGGUUUGCUCUCACUGAUGGUGUUUCUGAAGCAGUGGCCAUUGAGUUUUUCCCUAUCCCGUUCAUCACUGAAGAGAUAGCUCCAGGUACCAAGAUUCGUCUUGAGAACAAGAUUCCAGUAAAUCAUGGCAUAUUGUGCUUGAGUGCAAAAAAUGUGAGUGUCAUUGGGGGAACUGUUCAAUCUUUGUAUGAAGAAUGGAAAAUGAACCAAAAGUACUCAGGCAUAUCACGCCCGUCGUUGAGGUUGUCCCAAAAUGACGAUGGAGUUGGGCCUCCACCGUUCGAGAAGUUAGAUACCGAAGCACGUCCAAACAGGACAUUCCAGUUGCAAGCAUAUCCCGAUCGUAAACCUAGGGAUUUGGGAGUCGCUAAUGACCGUGCAUCGAUUAAUCCUAUUGGCAAACCCAUGAAUGAAGCUUCAGCUGAUGUGAACAAGGAGAAUACAGCAAGCAAAGUUGAACCCAAACAAGCCAAUUCAGAUAUCAGACCAAAAGAAGUAAGUGAAGCUGUCCCUGUUCAAAACCAAGCUGCCGCACAGAAGCUGCUGCAGAAAAUGGCAAUGCCCGAAGAUAGGCAUGGUAGGGGUCAUAGAUUCAAGGGCAAGAACAAGCAGGAUGAUGCUCCAGUCUUUACCCUCGAGGAAUGGGAGAGGAGAAAAGCAGUUGGUUCAGUGUCCACAGCAGAACACCAUAUACAAGAUACUAGUCGAGAUGAGGAGCUGGCAAGACAGCUCCAGGAACAGCUAGAUAUGGAAGAUUCCCAUAGAAUUCCGGUUAGUUCAGAGGCGGAGCGCUUACGGAUGAACAUGUUCAGCUUCAAUGGCCCCGAAGAAAUGGGUGGUGGCGGGAGAAGAGAUUUCCGAGGGCGCGGGCGGGGAAGGGGCCGAGGGCGAGGGCGGGGCAGGGGGAGAUUUUAG